CCGUGGCGGACCCCUGGGCAGACGGGCUGUCCCGCCCGGCAGGGCUCGGGGACUCCGGGCGGGGGACGUGCCCAGCGAGCCGGGCCCCAGGGCUCUGGCCCCGUCCCGGGGUGCUCUGUAGCCAGCCCCUGGGCGACUCCCCCCGAGUCCCAGGGCAGCAGCGCGGGGGGGGGGAGAUUCGCAGCCCCCCCCACACAGGCAGGGUCGGAGACGCGCAGCAGCCGGCGGGGGCGGGGGGUGGAGUGAGGGGACCCCCCCCCCCGGCUAGUGCUAGCGGAGGCGCCCCCAGGCUCGGGCCAGGCUCGCCACCAACGCGCUGGCCCCUCCCCGCCCGGCAGUUGUCCAUUGAGCGGGGGUCUCCAUUGAGCUGUCUACGGAGCUGCCCAGAUCCCUUUCCUGAGUUGAUACAGUUCAUUUAGAACCCUGGAAAGUGUUAUGCCACUCUCCAGGUUUGCUGGAUGCCUGCAUGUGAAAGAGAAAGGUUGAGAUUUGCCCAGACUUGGCAUGACGGUCCUUAGGUCCUGAACCAACAUGGCAGCUGGAGAGUCCCCUCCCGUAGGAGGUGGUUUCAUCAACCUGCAGCAGGACAGCGAUCAUGCUGAGGAGGCCUUUCCCCCCGCCGAGGAUGAUGAGGAUUUGGAUAAGACCUUGUCAAUCAAGAGGUUUGGGGACCUGAUAAGCAAGUCAGCAUCAAGGGAUCUGGAAGAGCAGAGACGCAACUACAGUGAGAGAGAUUUUGAAUUCCAUCGCCAAACCUCCCACCACAUCCACCAUCCCCUUUCCACCCACCUGCCUCCUGCCCUCAAGUUCCAGAAGAGGCUCUCCCAUGCCAACCGGAGGAAGAGGAGAAAGAGAAAAAAGAAAAAAACCUCGGUGCCCCCCUCGGACAUCACUCCCACCAUCCAGGAAGUGGAGGAGGAGGAGGGGGACAAGGAGGAGGAAGAGGGGGACGAGGAGGAGGAAGGAGAGUCAGAGGCAGAAGAGGCCCUGGAGAAAGAGGUCUCACCAGAGUCCGAGACAGAGGCUCAUGAGAAGAAGGACGCUCCUAAGCCUGAGCCCCCUAGCAAACCAAAGUUCACCAUUGGGAGUGAUGAUGAAUCCUGCGGUGCCUUGGCUUCUGCACGGUUCCAUGUGGAGAAGGAGUGUGGCAUCAUGUCACCGAUGCCACACCAUGCUGAUCUGCUGCAGGAGACGGGCCCAGCCUCUCUUGGCAGGUAGGAUGGACUUGACCUGGGCUGGCUGGUCAAUCAAAACCUAAUAUCAUCACUGAUAACUUUUGCAGAUAAUACAAAAAUUGUGGGAGAGGUAAAGAAUAAAGAGGACAAAUCAUUGAUGCAGAGCAAUCUGGAGGCCUUGGUAAGCUGGGCGCAAGCAAACAAUAUGCGUUUUAAUAUGGCUAAAUGUUCCUAGACGCAUGAAUUUACAAAGAAUGAAGGCCAUACAUGCAGGAUGGGAGACUCUCUCCUGGGAAGCAAUGACUCUGAGAGAGAUUUGGGGGUCAUGGUGGAGAAUCAGCUGAACAUGAGGUCCCAGUGUGAUGCUGUGGCCAAAGGAGCUAAUGGGAUCCUGAGAUGCACAAACCCAGGAAUUUCGACUAGGAGUCGAGAGGUUAUUUUACCUCUGUAUUCGGCACUGAUGCGACCGCUGCUGGAACCCUGCACCCAGGUCUGGAGUUCACAGUUCACGAAGGACGUUGAUAAAUUGGAGAGAGUUCAGAGAAGAGCCACAAGAAU
Messenger RNA from Chrysemys picta bellii (western painted turtle), 1733 nucleotides. The record is from RefSeq and is a predicted model, not a curated record. Lineage: Eukaryota; Metazoa; Chordata; Testudines; Emydidae.